GAGAGGACGAGACUUCUCAUCACGCUCAUGUAUGUCUUGCUGUUUUAUCAGAAAAGCAGUUUUGGAGAAGAAGUGGAGAUGAAAGUCAGACCAGGAGAAAACAUCACUCUCUUCUGUGAUCGCUCUCUAAGUGUUGGUUCAUUCAUUGUAUGGAUAAGAAACUGCUCUCACGAAAAUCAGCCCUCUCUCAUAAUAGAUUUUAGGCAGGGGUUUAGAUUGGGCCUGGAGGCCUUUCAGCGAUUCAGUUUCAUCCACAACCCCUAUAAUAAUUCUCAUGGUCUACAUAUUACUAACAUCAGCAUCUCUGAUCUGGGACUGUACUACUGUGCGGAAGUAGAGAAUAAGGUAAAUAAAGAUGAAAAAGGCAUCAUAUCUUCUUCAGAAGUGUACUAUUAUGGCUUCCAAAUAACCCGCCUCUCUAUGGAAGUGUGUUCUGCGCCACUGACUUCCUGUUCUGAAGGCUCUGCACCUCCUGACUGUGUGCUCUGCUGGAUGCUGUUGUUCAGUGUGUGUCCGGUGUGUGUUCUCCUCUCCUCACUCCUGUCCUCCAUCUGUGUUUACUGCUACUGUUCAGCUCAGACCUCAGGUUUUGCAGAGAUAUUUGCAGCGGAUGUUAUUCAGUGGGAUCUAAUGGAGAAACAUCAGUGUGAUUUGAGGAAGACUGGAAACAUCUGCCUCCACACUGAAGUCUCUUAUAGACUGCUAACAUCUGAACAUCCCUACGCCAAGAUGUGAUUCUACCUGCUCGAUUUAUA
This is a messenger RNA of Puntigrus tetrazona (Sumatra barb), 755 nucleotides long. RefSeq lists its product as uncharacterized. Lineage: Eukaryota; Metazoa; Chordata; Actinopteri; Cypriniformes; Cyprinidae. The record is from RefSeq and is a predicted model, not a curated record. Bases 28 to 735 code for a protein of 235 amino acids. The transcript has 5 exons.